Triticum aestivum (bread wheat) is the source of this 1319-nucleotide messenger RNA. RefSeq names its product pentatricopeptide repeat-containing protein At4g38150. The record is from RefSeq and is a predicted model, not a curated record. Bases 108 to 1109 code for a protein of 333 amino acids. Gene Ontology annotation, molecular function: protein binding. The transcript has a single exon. Lineage: Eukaryota; Viridiplantae; Streptophyta; Magnoliopsida; Poales; Poaceae.
UGACCCGGGACGAAGCGUCCGUCCACAAGCCCACAUUUCCGUCUUCUACGCCUCUUCCCUUCCCCUCAAGCCGCCGCAACCAGAAGAAGAGAGAGAGAGAGGGAGAGAUGAGCCUGCAGAUUCCGGCUAGGUCACGCGGCCUCCGCCGCCUCCUCCUGCUGGGUGGAGAAUCUCGCAUCCGGCGGUCAUACUCCACCGGUGACCGUCGCCGCCGGGUGAUCCGCGAGGCACGGGAUGAGGAGGAGGACGAGGCCUUCCUCCGCACCCUCAACUUCGGGGCUGACCCAGAGAACAACCCCCUGCCCCCACCGCCGAGACGCGCAGGGGGAGCCCCUGACCCCUCCGCCGCCGGCGCCUUCCCUGCUGACAUCCUCCGACGCGCCGCCGGGAAGCAGCAGCAGCAGCAGCGUCCGGAAAGAAGCGCUCAGAAAGCCAUCGGGGAGUCGCUGAUGGAGAAGCUUAAGCUGGGCGACGCCGCCUCCUCCACGGGAAGCAACAUCGAGGCUCAGCAGCCUGAGCAUGAACCGGGGCAGCCACCGCAGACGGAGGACGUGGACGAGAUCUUCCGGAAGUUGAAAGAGACGGGGCUGAUACCCAACGCCGUCGCCAUGCUCGACGGCCUCUGCAAGAACGGAUUGGUGCCGGAGGCCAUGAAGCUGUUCGGUCUGAUGCGCGAGAAGGGCGCUAUCCCAGAGGUGGUCAUCUACACCGCUGUUGUCGAGGCCUUCUGCAAAGCAGCCAAGCUGGACGAUGCCGUCCGGAUCUUCAGGAAGAUGCAGGGCAACGGGGUCAUUCCAAAUGCCUUCAGCUACUGGUUGAUUAUACAGGGUCUGUGCAAGGGCGACAGACUGGAUGAGGCGGUUGCUUUCUGUGUGGAGAUGUUCGAGGCUGGGCAUUCCCCGAAUGCUGCAACGUUUGUGGGUUUGGUUGAUGCAGUAUGCAAGAUGAAGGGGGUAGAGGAGGGUGAGAAGCUUGUGAGGAGCUUCCAGGAUAGGAACUUUGCCAUUGAUGAGAAGUCCAUCAGGGAACAUUUGGACAAGAAAGGGCCAUUCUCACCGAUUGUUUGGGAGGUGAUCUUUGGGAAGAAAAAAACAAGCCGCCCCUUUUGAUCUAACUAGUAUGUGCUCAUCCUCUCAAUAGUUGAAGCUCCUUCCGUGGUUAAAUCAAAAUGGCUAGCAUGUUGUUUUUACAUGAUGUCCACCCACCAGUGAUUUUGUAUUUCUCUGUGUUUACAUGCAAUUCACCAACAUUUAGUUGCUGCUUGGAACCAAUAGCUCGGUGAUAUUUUUUUACUAAUCAUAAGCCAGUUGGUUGUUGUU